AAAUAAGGCAAGAUAGACAAAAGAAAGGAAACAUUUUUCAGAGGUUUUUUGAGUGGAGACGUUAUCACCGGAUGAAAACAAAACUACAAGGCGACCUUAUUAAAUUCUACAGAAAAAGGUGUAGUUCAAUACCUCUCUCACCGCUUCUUGAAGAAAUAAAGACACCUCUAGCUGGGUUCUACGUGAUGCCAGAUAUGGUUGAUGUAAAACAGAAGUGCAUAACUUGUCAUGAAGAGGAGAGAACACCGAUCAAAUCUUUAAGAGACCUGUUUUCAACUGGGAGAGGAGAUCAGCACGAAAUUUAUCUAUCUGCUGAUGUAGGCUUUGGAAAAACUGCUUUCUCAAAAUAUCUUGCAAUCAUGUGGUGUCAAGCUCAUUGUCGUGAUGAAAACUACACCUGUUUUAAGGACAGCGAGUUGAAAGCGUUAGUUGACUUUGAGUUCGUAUUUUUGGUUUUCUUAAGAGACUGUACCUCUGUUUGUAACAUUGACGAUAUGAUUGAACAGCAAAUUACUAAUAAACUCCCUUCUUCUGCAACACUAUAUGAAGUUUUAGGUAGAGAAAAAUGCUUGAUUAUAUUGGACGGUCUUGAUGAAUGGACUCACCCUGUAAAUAGAUGUUGCGAAGUAUCAGCAAAAAUCCCACAUCGGUACGGACGUGAUAAUUGUGUUAUCCUAACGACAACCCGACCGUGGAAGCUCGGAAUUGCAAAUCUCAAAACAAGUCAAAUAAACAAAAAAGUAGAAUUGGUUCAAUUAAGUGCAGAUUCCAUGCGGCAACUAGAAGAAAAUGCUAUAAGAAAAAUGACAGGUGUUCAUAACGAUAGGGUACUGAAGAGUAAAACACAUGACUUCAAUAAAGUGAUACAUGACCGUCGCCUAGAACACAUGCAAGUCAUUCCACUCCUCCUCUUGUAUAUAGUUUGCCUAUGGUGCAACAACAUUCCUAUUGGAAAUUCAAAACAUGAAAUUUACACCAAUAUCAUUGAAUUCUUACUCUCGAGAACAUCAAAGAAACACUCAGAAGUUGAACCAUCUCGUGAAUCAUCUGCCAGUGAAAUUCCAGAUUGCUUCAAAAGUCAUAAAUUUUGUAAAAAGUUUUACAGUCUUAUAACAUCAUUAGCAGAACUAGCUUACCAAACACUAUUUAACAAAACAAGAGAAAAUACGCUGGUAUUUGAUAGAACGGUUGCUGAAAAAUAUCUCAGAGCAGACGACAUGAAAUUAAGUCUUCUCUCAGGAAUAAUGUCAGAAAGCAGAAGUAAAACAUUAAUCAAAGAAUUUAUCAAAUUAUCAUUUCUUCACAAAACAGUUCAAGAAUUUUUUGCUGCAAUAUUUAUAAGUUCUCAAUAUGAUGCUCAGAAAACUGUUCUAGAACAAUGUAGAAAUGUUCAAGAUAUUCUGGACAUGUCAAAAAUUUGUGAAUUUAUAAGUGGAAUGAAUGCUGACCGGAUGUGUGCAUUAUCAAAUGAUUUGAUGUCUGUGAUAAAUGAAGACGAGAAAACACGCAACUAUAGAACCAGGACAGAUGACAAGAUCAUGUACACUAAUCCAUUGUAUGACAUUCAGGAAAUGUUCAUGUCUUGUUUACAAGAAAUGCCUGAAAGUGAAUAUAUUCAAUUAUGUUUGCAAGAUUUCUUCAUUGACGAAGACAUCAGGCAUAGUGAGCAGUUACAACGUUUGAUAAAACAAAAUAAAACCAACAUAAAAUCACUUUAUAUAAACACCACCAAAACUUCCAGCAGUUUACGUGAAAUUAUAGAUUUAUUCUCUGUCACAGAUCUCAGUCAUAUACAGAAACUUGUCUAUCGUGGUGACAUGGAGAAGGAGGAUGAGAUAAACUGGAUAUUGUUUCCCAGUCUACAGUCUGUAACUUUGAUGUUGGGUAAAUGGACAAAUGAUGAAGAAAAUCUGAGUGAAAGCAUGUUGCGAUGUCAAAACUUACAAUAUUUAUAUAUUGAUAGAUUAACAUCAUCUCACAAAAAACUGGAAACUAUUUUCAAUUUUAUCUCUGGUCAAAAAUCAUUGAAAGAGUUAACAUUGAUGGGGUUACAUUGUAACGAACACAGCCUCCAUGAUUGUAAGAGAUGGAACUUGGACUUGUCCAAAAAUAUGAACUUAACAAAGGUAGACUUGGAGCAGUUACCUAGGUUACAAUUAAAUCUAACAACACCGUCGAUAGUUAAUGUUAAAUUGUCUGGAAUCAAUCUGGAUGAAAGUUCAUUGUUACUGUCACGUGACAUGUUGAAGAUUGAAUGUGUGGAGUUGAGGAAGAUAGAAAUGAUUGCAGGAAGUUUACAGAACUUUAUUACCAUACUCGAAAAUCUGCCACAGUCAGUCAAAGUAGAGAUGGACGACAUAGAACCGGAAAAAGAAUAUGAAAGUGUUAAAGAAAAUAUCCGGAGUUCAAAAACUUUUCAUGUGAUACAAGACUGUGCGGGGACAUUUGAGUUCAAAGUAAGAAAAUCAGGAAUGAUGGAUACAAAGUGGAUGUAGGACAUGGAAAAUCAAAUGUUUAACAGG
This is a messenger RNA of Ruditapes philippinarum (Manila clam), 2522 nucleotides long. RefSeq lists its product as uncharacterized. Lineage: Eukaryota; Metazoa; Mollusca; Bivalvia; Venerida; Veneridae. The transcript is spliced from 3 exons. The coding region runs from base 72 to 2495 and encodes 807 amino acids. The record is from RefSeq and is a predicted model, not a curated record.